AUGGCCAACGAGCUGGCGCAAUCUGUGCUAGUGGUCACGAUGUACGCGGACGUGGUUGCGGUGCUGGCUCAUGGCCCGUUCACACCAGGCCCCGUCGAGCAGCGACUACAGUGUCGGUACGCUGGCGUCAUGGCGCACGCAGCUGUUCGGGAGCGGCAGCUUGCGCCGAUGAUAUACGCUGUCGACGCUGCCCAUUUUCACUCAGCCGCCUGUCGCACAGAAAUGAUGACGUCGUACAGCGUCCUGGCCUAG
This is a messenger RNA of Phytophthora infestans T30-4, 252 nucleotides long. RefSeq lists its product as uncharacterized. The transcript is spliced from 2 exons. The record is from RefSeq and is a predicted model, not a curated record. NCBI's taxonomy places the organism in Eukaryota, Oomycota, Peronosporomycetes, Peronosporales, Peronosporaceae. The coding region runs from base 1 to 252 and encodes 83 amino acids.